CUCCCUUCUCUCUCUCUCUUUCUCUCUCCCCACAGCGCUGGACUAACGGAGCAGCCUCAGGAUAACGGAGUUGAAAAGGGCUGAAAAUAAAAACUGUAGUUUACACAGAAACUCCUCUGCCCUUCCCUUCAUCUGGACGGCAGAUACGUUUAAGAACUUACCAUGGAGGAUCUGGGAAUGCCUGACCCGCCUAACUACCCCCUCAACCCUCGCAUUGUUAUGUUUGAUGCUCUCCUGGCUGAUCUUGAGAGCUCCGCCUCUCCUCUGGCCCGCUGCCCCGUCCUCUUGACCUCCGAACCUUCAGUUAACUCUGAAGCUCCGGCCAACAGCGUUCAGGAAACCCCUCAGCCCCGGCCUCCUCCGCCCGCGUAUACACCCCAGCAGACUGUUUCUGCUGCAAUGAAAUCAAAUGGUUCCCAGAACCCGAACCCUGACAGACUCUACAGUACUGUGUGUAAACCUCGCUCGCCCCGCUCUCCAGAGCCCCCGGCCUUCUCCUCGUCCUCAGUGCUGGGAGGCGGUCUUAGUGAGCUGGAUCAUUUACUGCAAGAGCUCAAUGCCACCCAGUUCAACAUCACAGAUGAAAUCCUGGCCCAGUUUCCCACCACUAAAAAGGACGAGAGGGACAAACCUCCUAAGCCUGUUUCCUCCUCCGGCUCAGCAAAGCCCACGGCCACAUCUGCUACUCUGGAACUGGAUAAACUGAUGGCCUCUCUGUCGGACUUCAGGGUUCAGAGCACACCCACAGCACCUGUCCAUCCAGUGGUCACUCCCGCACAGCAGCCUUCAGCCGCGGCCCCAGCCUCUUCAGGCGGCUCAUUGGACAGCAUGCUGGGUCUCCUUCAAUCAGAUCUGAGCAGACAAGGAGUUCCUACCUCCUCCAAGGGAAACUGCUCCGCCUGUCAGAAACCCGUUGUAGGACAGGUUGUGACGGCGCUGGGCCGCGUCUGGCACCCGGAGCACUUUGUGUGUUCUGAGUGCGAGUGUGAGCUGGGAAACAGAAACUUCUUUGAGAAGGACGGCCGGCCGUACUGCGAGUCUGAUUACUUCAGCCUGUACUCACCACACUGCGCUCAGUGCAACAAACCCAUCCUCAACAAAAUGGUCACUGCGUUGGAUAAGAAUUGGCAUCCUGAGUGCUUCUGCUGUGUAAAGUGCAGCCGGACAUUUGGAGAUGAAGGGUUCCAUGACCGUGAGGGGAAGCAGUACUGCCAGCAGUGCUUUUUGGCCCUGUUUGCCUCCCGCUGUCAGGGCUGUUCUCAGCCCAUCAUGGAGAACUACAUCUCUGCCCUCAACUCUCUGUGGCAUCCACAGUGCUUUGUCUGCAGGGAGUGUUUCAGUCCAUUUGUAAACGGAAGCUUCUUCGAGCACGAGGGCCAGCCGCUGUGUGAGGCACACUAUCACCAGUCUCGCGGCAGUGUGUGCCAGGCAUGCAGGGAGCCCAUUCUGGGCCGCUGCGUCACAGCCAUGGGCGCCAAGUUCCACCCCCACCACCUGGUGUGCAACUUCUGCCUGAAGCCCCUCAGCAAGGGCUGCUUUAAAGAGCAGGAGAACAAACCCUACUGUCACCCCUGCUUCCUAAAACUCUUUGGUUGAGGGGGCCGAGUACACAUACAGGAGUGUGUGUGUUCUUGUGUCUGUGUGUGUGUGUGUGUUAGAAAGAGAAAUGGUAGAGGGUGGAGAAGAAAGGAAGGUGGGAUUCAGGACAUUCAGAUUUGGUGCACCAUUUAGCAUGGUGCUAACCGCAGGGCUAAAGCAAACACAUUGCCCUCAAACAAUAAACCAUAUGGAGGUGUUCAGUAUUAUCUAAUAGACGUGAUUAUGAAGUUUUUGACACAGUAUGGCAGACUGUGUCAUAACACAAAAUACCACAUUUGGUUGUUGUCAGUCAUGUGUGUUUAAUAUAAGUUAUUGUUAAUGUGAGCACUAAAGUACUAUAAACAAACUUUCUUUUUUAAAUCUUUGGAGCAGUGAAAGCAAUACAUUUGAAGAAGCAGAAAUAAAGUCAUGUAAUGCCACUUUCACAACUACCCCCAUGACUAUAUUAGAACCCCCAGAUUAAGAUAUAAAUAGUACAUAGAAAAGCUAAAUUUUAACUUUAAUUUUAACCCUUGUGUGGUGUUCGGGUCUGUGGGACCCGUUUUCAUUUUUCAUCAAAUGAUACAAAAAAAAUAUUUUUUCUUAAUAGAUCUUAUUGCCAUUGGCUCAUUUUUUGUGAAAAACAUUUAUCAAAACAGAUUUUCGAUAAACACACACUGUACACCCCCCCCCACACACACAUUUAUAUUACAUACAGUAUGCUUGGCCAAGAGCUAAUAAACAUUGCUUCAGUUGUAAAUUUUAAACUAAACACAUUUUCUACUCAUAUCUUGAGUUUUAAUUCACUUUCUUUUACAUUUUAUUAAAAAAAUAAUAAAAAAAGAGUAGCACUUUUUGAACGAAAUGUAACAUAAGAAAGAAAGAAAUAUUAACCAUGUAAGCUGUUUAUAUUGCUUGCAAUUUAGAUGAAGCAAGCAUGUGUAAAGCAUUUUAAUGUAAAAUUGCUUAAUUUUGCUGAAUUAAAUAUACAUAACAAAGUAAAUGAGAAACAAAAAUAUGAACACCACAUAAGGGUUAAAAUGACUUGAGCAGAGUCCUGUAAAUAGACACUGAUAAGCAAAAAUAUUAUGCAGGGCUCACAAGCUAGCUCUAUUAAGGCUAUAAAGGGCAAACCAGAGACUGAUGCCCCCAAGCCUCCUGCCCAGUGUGACACAGUUGUCAGAAACCACACAAGUAAGUCUAUUGUAGAUUACUGAACACCAGCAGAUGGGCUGUGUUGAAGGUCUGCAGUUUGAGCAAUGCUAUUUGGUGAGUAUAAGCAUUUAGCAGUUAGCCUCACAGCAAUUUAAAGAAACAAACUACUCCAACCAACUGUUUGUGCCUAUAUGAGCAGAGGGUAAAGUUGUGAAUUGCGUUAACAGACUGGAUCCUGUAGAAUGGAGCCAGUGCUCAUGAUUUCCUGCUUCAGUUUACUUUUUUUCUUGACACAUAUGCAAAACAACAGCAUUUUUAUAUCUGCAGUGUUACAGAGUACCCUACUAAAUGAACCAGCUCAACACCAGCUUUUGCAGGUAGCUGGUUUCUGAUGGCCUAAACUGGUCUUUGUUGGUCAAAGUGGUUAAAACGCUGCUCAUCCAGGCAAAAACAUCACAUGCUGGUGAAAUAGUUUGUUAACCAGCUCUUGACUGGUACACUACUUGUUGCAGUGGAUUUCAGUCAUACCAGUCAAGCUAGACUAUCAAAGUCAAACCAAAUUUAAGCUUGACGAACUGUUUAGCCAACUUAACCCAGUAAGUUAAGUGGUUUUAUUCAGUAGUGAAAACAACUAUUUUUUUAAGUAUGUUCUUCAGAAAAACCUCACCACCUUAGAUCACCCUAGAUCACCUAAGACCAUCAAAAAAAAACACCUGACUGGCUCAAACAAAAGAACAAAGAAACAGAAAAUACCCAGCUAACAAUUUCGGGUUAGUAGAAUGUUUUCUGAAUGUUACAGUUAAUGAUUGUUAGCGAACAUUUCUAACAAUCUCUGGACCACUGUUACCUUGUCAGAGCAUGUGGUACCAUAUAGCGCAUCACAGUUUUAAAACAAAAAAAGAGCUGCAGAUGAUAAUGUUUAAAUUUUAGUACAGAUGUUUCUUUUUGUAGCUUUUCUACAGUUUUUAGAAAUAAGAUAUUAAGAUUUCUGGCAUUUACUGAGUGGAGGUGGUGAGAGUAUGUAUGAGAGUAUUGUUCCAUUUUAACAUCUUCCAUUUUAAACAGAAGAAGCUUAACCUUCUUUCUGAUUUAUUGCCAAAGUAUUGCUUUUAAAUUGAUUUAAUGAUAAACAAAGGCCUGCAUUCAGCCAGGCGAGUUCAGAUGUUUGACUGAUGUUACAUUACUGCUGUUGCUAAUAAAGUCAAGGAGAGACCUACAUAAGCCAUACUAAAAGCCAAAGACAGUAUUUUUUGAAAUCCUUAAAACUUGACAUUUAAAAAAGCUAGCAUCCAUUGCCAUAUCAGUAACUGUUUACCAAACAUUUGUACAAAUUACAUUAAAGAAAAAGUAUAAAAUCACUUUAACUGCCCCAAAUCACAGACAUAUCAAAAUCUUUUAUAUGUAUGCUUAGAUUGUAAGUUUUAUACAGAGGACUGAGGUAAGAAAUUGUGCUAUUUAUUAUAUUUGCUCUAUGCAGUAUAUCAUUGUCACUGCUGUUGCAUACUUUAUAUACAUUUCUUUUUCAGUUCUGUGAAUUUUGUCUAUUUUUUACAAGAUCUAAAAAGAUUUUACGCUUUAUGCUAUGCAAUCCACAAACAUAAGCUGUAUUUGUAUGUUGUAUUGUUACUGCAGCGUUACAGAAGGAGACAAUAAACAUUUUGCUUCAUA
This is a messenger RNA of Astyanax mexicanus (Mexican tetra), 4401 nucleotides long. RefSeq names its product transforming growth factor beta-1-induced transcript 1 protein. Gene Ontology annotation, biological process: muscle structure development; actin cytoskeleton organization. Bases 163 to 1596 code for a protein of 477 amino acids. The transcript has 12 exons. Lineage: Eukaryota; Metazoa; Chordata; Actinopteri; Characiformes; Acestrorhamphidae. The record is from RefSeq and is a predicted model, not a curated record. Gene Ontology annotation, molecular function: actin binding; muscle alpha-actinin binding. Gene Ontology annotation, cellular component: adherens junction; Z disc; filamentous actin.